Messenger RNA from Hyalella azteca, 1795 nucleotides. Its product is annotated as forkhead box protein unc-130. The transcript has a single exon. Lineage: Eukaryota; Metazoa; Arthropoda; Malacostraca; Amphipoda; Hyalellidae. The record is from RefSeq and is a predicted model, not a curated record. Gene Ontology annotation, biological process: anatomical structure morphogenesis; cell differentiation; regulation of transcription by RNA polymerase II. Gene Ontology annotation, molecular function: RNA polymerase II cis-regulatory region sequence-specific DNA binding; DNA-binding transcription factor activity, RNA polymerase II-specific. The coding region runs from base 189 to 1262 and encodes 357 amino acids.
UCUUGUUCUUGUGAACGUCGUCUGUCCAGCUGGAUAAACGCGAGGCUUGGUCUUGUGAACGUCGCCUGCCCAAUAAGUGCAUGUUGUGUUCAAGUGAACGACCUUUGCCUAACUUGAUAAACGCGAUUCGGGUUUUUGUGAACGUGGCUUGAUAAAUCACGAGGUAUAGAAACGUCUUGGCCAACGUAAUGGAGUCCGUCGCUUGUGUUCGGUCGUCUUCGGCGUCUCCGCCGACGUCUGUUGUCGCACCGGUAGCAGUGAAGGCUAUCAUCAGUAGCCAGCAUCAAAUGAGUCAACAGCAGCAGCAACAACAGAUGGGUCAACAGCAAAUAGCAGCAGUGGCAGCCGUUGAACAACAGCAAAGACUUCAUCAGUUGUACCAGUUAGCGCUUGCCGAGCGCAUCAGGAUCGCCGCCGCAAACUGGCCACGGCCUGAACUUCAUCCACCACUCCAUUUGCCGCCAAUACAGGGACACGUUCCCUUGCCACAACCUCAUCCAGCCUAUCAUCCACUCUACCCCUACAGGUUCAUGGUAGACCCCAGAACCCUGUAUAGGGUUCCUGAAGAACCCAAGCCCCAGCACAGUUACAUCGGGCUCAUAGCGAUGGCCAUCCUCAGUGUCCCCGAGAAGAAACUGGUGUUGAGCGAAAUUUAUUCAUAUAUUUUGGAACACUACGCAUACUUCCGAACGAGAGGCCCCGGCUGGAGGAACUCUAUACGACAUAACUUGUCACUGAAUGAUUGUUUCGUAAAGGCUGGUCGCUCAGCAAACGGCAAAGGCCAUUACUGGGCCAUACACCCCGCAAACAUGGACGACUUCAGCAGGGGUGACUUCAGACGCCGACGGGCCCAACGUAGAGUCAGACGUCACAUGGGCCUGACCGUGGACGACGAUAGUUCUCCUGAACCUCCUCCACCAACACCCCCACCAAUAAGUCUUCCUUUACCCUCUGCCGAACUGCACAUAUCUUCUCAACUGGUCGUGGCACCGUCCCGCAAACGACAGUUCGACGUAGCCAGUCUCCUGGCUCCCGACGACCACACCGAACAGGUAGACCAACUACUUAAGUCGCGACGACAUAGCCUGAAACAAGAGGCUCCAUCAACACCAACAGAAGAAUCUAUCAAAUCAGAAAGUGAUUAUAGGGAAGAAACGUCCUCGCCAAAUCGCCUUCCAAGACAAUCUUCCAACAACAACUGGCUGUCGUGGCCGUGGCGGCCUCAGGAGCUGGCUCAGUUAGAAUCUUCACCGUCUAACUGACAUCAGCUCUAGGCAUAAAAUAUUUGAUUUAAAUCUUAUUGUAAUAUAUUCUGUCCAAAUUUAUGUAUAGAUCGUGCAUAUAAACUGUUGGAUGUGAAAUGUAUGUGAAUUGACGUCUGAAAAAUGUAUUUUUAGAUAUCAUGUAUAUAUAAGAAAUUUCUUAAUUGUUUUCGGCCAUAGCUUUUCAAACCACCGGUGUACUCGUAUUGAGCUGGUGAGUUAAUUCGAGCUCGAAUAUCUCGUGGAAUAAUUCAGACGUUUGUUAUAUAAGACUAUAAUUUUUGAUAACAGUUCGUCAUUUGUUAAAAAAUUCAAUAUUCUCUAUUCUAAACUUUUUGAUGACAAAUUCUUCACGAAUAAUUACAUUCGAUUCAAAAAUUGGCGGUAAUAAAAUUGUGAGAUUAUCAUGGUAUUUUUUCCAACAUUAUCCACCGCGUAUGGAUUUUUGUUCGUUCAAACAUCACUUAAAGAGGGAACUCAUUAUUUUAUAGUGAUUAUCUCCCAUAGAGGAAGGGAACUAUGAAUAUAUCUAA